Tachyglossus aculeatus (Australian echidna) is the source of this 3305-nucleotide messenger RNA. It is a transcript of the gene CCDC71, whose product is annotated as coiled-coil domain containing 71. The record is from RefSeq and is a predicted model, not a curated record. Bases 1755 to 2921 code for a protein of 388 amino acids. NCBI's taxonomy places the organism in Eukaryota, Metazoa, Chordata, Mammalia, Monotremata, Tachyglossidae. The transcript is spliced from 2 exons.
UUCAGGGGCCCGGAGGUGAUCCGUGGGUAAAAUCAGCCUUCACCAGUGCUCCUGACUGCUGGAGGUUCUAAACCAGGUAACCACCACUCAUUAAGCCCAGGGCCACUUUAACAGUGGAGCCAAAGGGGCAAAAAAUUGUCCCAGGUCCCUCCUGACAGCCCUGGGGUCCUGCCAUUCCGGGCUUGAUAAUCCCCCUUCUAUCCUGCUGCUGCUUUUCCAAGCUAAAAACAUCCCUGGCAGUGUUGGGUAGAGAUGCGUGUGCUGUUUGAGAGAUGGCACAUUUGGCCCGGAGAGUCCCAGGGCUCUGACUUUGAGCUUUGUGGGAUCUAAUUCUAGGCUGCCCCCCCUCCUCCAAUAGCUGAAAGCAGCAGGGGUGACAGAUGAUCCCACAGUUUGCAGUUUAGUUAGGUGGUGAUGGUUAUAGAAGGCGGCGAUUUUGGUCUUUAUCAGUUACUCAGCAGAGCUGUGACCCUAAAGUCCACCGAAGAAGGAGCUUGACGGUGGGGAGCGAUUAGGAAUGUUUUUGUUCUUCUUUUUCUGACCUCUACUGCCAGCAUCCCCAGAAGGAAUGAGCUCUCUGUGAUGCUGACCUCCCCAUUUUUGUAGAGCGGAUGGAGUUAAUUGUGUGUAAUUUAGGUGCGUGAGUCCAGAAGUGUCGGGGAAUUUCCAAAAGAAGCUCCUGGAUGUGCCUCUGCCGGUUUUCACCUGCCAAGGGGCCCUUUGCCAAGGUAAUGGUAUCAAUGUCACUUUGGGAUCCAUUUCUUUCUAUUUGGAGCCCUCCAGUCCUUCUCCCAUCAACUAUGAUACACACCCUGGCAUGGCCUGUGCUCAGUCCACAGGUCCGCAGAAGCCUGUGAGGUAGGAACCAAGCCCAACCCAGCCAGUUUUGUCCUGGCUCGGCUGCCCAAGGGGGCCUGCGAUGCUGCUAGACUUUAACUAGCCCAGGCUUCAGUUCUAGGAGUGCUACUGGGUCCCCUGGCUACUGGGACUGCAGCUCCUAGCAACCCGGGGGGAACUGUGCCUGCACGGCAGGGAGGCCCAGGCCACUUCUCAGCUCACAUCUGGCCCGACUCCAAAGCAGACCGGAUUCAGCACCGAGUGGGCUUCGAGAAAAUACUACGACAGAGGACCACUCGGACUGGGCAGGGGCCGGAACCGGGCCAGAAGUGUCCAUCCCAGGCUGGGGUCUGCCCUAGAACCUUGUCUCAUGGCAUGAACAAACUCCGUGGCACCUAAGGACUGAUUGAUGAGGAUGCCUGGAAGGAUACUUCCCCCCGCAAAAACCUAAUAUUAAAAGAAAAAAUUCCAGGAGAAAAGCAACAAAUGUGGAGAAUUUUGUAAGCGUGAGCCUGGGUGCUUAGGCACUGUGGAAAAAGGGGGCACCAGUUGAUUGGAGUUUGGAGUGACAGGCUACGGUUACAAAGACACCAUAUUUUCAGUCCAGAGUUGCAGUCUUUCAGGUGUGUCAGUCCCGGGGGAAUGUAGAAUGCUCCAUUAGCCUUUAAUCUAUUUAAAACUCGGCAUUGCCAGAAGACGUUCCUUUUUAAUCUGUCCUUGAAAAAUUGCCCUCUCUACUCUUAGCAAAUAAUAGAUGUUUCUGUUGGACGCUGCUGCCUGAGCUUCACCCUCCUAGGCUCAUAUCAAAUGAGUCUCUCGAAGAGCCUCGAGCCCCGGAUUUCUCCUGGAAAAAGCAUUCAGAGGCCAGUGCCACGUGCUGGUUUUGAAGCCUGUGGGAAGUCCCCUAGCCUAAUGCCAUGAAUAUUAAUGGGGAGGAGAAAGCUGUCCAUUCCUGGUCCAGAAUCUCUUCUGCAGGCCAGAAAGCACUGGAGGAAGCUCUCCGGGUCUUCAACCCCAUGUCCAAGAACCUGGCAGAUACAGAGACACAGCUAGUGGCCUUUCUCCAAGGUCUCAGGGAGGAAGGCUACCAGCCAACAGUCUUGGGGAGUAAGGAUGUGUACGGAUAUAGUUCCUGUACAGCAGUCACUCCCGAGCAGACAAAGGAGACUGCCCAGAAUACUUCUCGAGCAGCUGCUGGGCUGUCGGCGUCUUCCGAUGCUCCCUCCAGGACCCCGGUGGCAGCGAUGGCGGAAAUGUUGGCUGUCCCCGGGGCGGUCUCCGUGAGUUCGUCGAAAGUCCCCACCUCGCCGGCGUCCAAAGCCAGUUCCCCCAACCUUCUGUUGAACUCGCUGAAGCAGACCGAAUCGGACACCUCAAAGACGGCCACGGCGAGUCUCCCUGCCAACACGUCUCCCGGGGUCUACCCGGCCAUGAGAGUCUCUGUGGUCCUGGAGACCUUGGUUCCUUUCAAGGCAACAGCCAACUGUUUAGAAUCCAAAUACGGUCCAGGACAUCUUGGCAUGGCCAACGCUGACCUUAAACUGGUUAAGGCCUCGGGGGCUCCCCGGCUGUCGCCUCUGGGCAAGACUGCUAAAGGACCCCAGAAUGUCAUUAAGAAAACUAGGCUUGCGGGGGGCUUUUUGAGGAGUCCCAGGGGCCGGGUCCUGCAGGAGAGCAAUGCCUGCAAGGCAUCAGGGAUCCUGAAUGGUAGGAUUUCCAAUAGCUCCUCGCAGGGCUGCAGCGGAGGGUCGCCGUCCAAGGCCCCCAGAAGCAAAGCCCAGGACGUCCCCGUUGGCAGAACUGACUGGAAAGACGGCAGCGACGACCCCCGGGAAACCGGGGCUCGGAAAAGGAAGAGAGCCGAGGCGGCUAAAGAGCCCCCACCGAAGAAGAGAACCAAGUCCGUUCCCUGCCUGACGAAAUCUGAGCUGGGGCAGAGCACUUUGAACCUUCUGAAAUUUUGGAUCAUCAAAGUGGAUAAGACCUCGUCGGAUGAUGAAGUGAGGCAAAGGGCCCAGAAGAUCCUUAGGGUUAAUCUCUCCCCUGUGAUCAGAAUUCACCCAUUAUUUCACCCGGUGCCCUGAGUCGCUUCUUUUGCCAUUUGCAUUUUAAAUCGUCUGUGCAAGCUAGGUGGCCAGCACAUGGAGAGAAGGAAAGCAACUUUCCUUCUCUCGUGUCUGGUGACGGUAGAUGAUGGAUUGAUAGCUACGAUUCUGGGCCGCUUGCUCCAUUCCUGUUGUUCGCUGUCUGGCCACUGUGCCGCAUUGGAUUGCAUGGGUCCAGAGCCAUGUUUAGAACUCCCGGGAAAUGACCCCCACAUCCCAACUGGGAGAAAGUGGAGCAUCAGCGUGCCGACUCUACUUGAGGCGCUCUUGGCUAUGCUUUUCUUAACAUGGCAGGGAUACACUCGUGCAAUUGGGAGACCACGUAACUCUUCAUGAUGUGAUACACUGUGAUUUGUUCUUCAA